GGCCAACCGACGGGCUUGGCAGCUCCCCCCAUCCAUCCAUCCAUUCAUCCUUCCUUCCUUCCUUCCCUCCCCCGCCCUCUUCCUCGCCUUCCCCGCUGGAGCGAUGCCCGCUUGCUCGCUGCCUGCCCAGCCGCAGUGAGCAGUCUGGCUAGCUCGGGAGCCGCCUUUGUCUCUCGCCGCCUGCCUCGCAAGCGCUCGCUCUCUCGCCGCCGCCGCCACUAUGAAGGUCUGGGGACAUAAGAUAGAAUUGCUGACAGGACUUUUGCUGCAGGAAGUGACCAUGGCCGGCCUGCAUGAGCAGCGAUUUACAGAAGAGAAGCCACUGCUUCGGGGGCAGGACACUGAGCUGGAGAAUUCAGAUACUUUCCUCUCUGCAGUGAACACAGACUGGAAGGAGCACGAUAUUGAGACUCCAUAUGGGCUGCUGCAUGUCGUCAUUCGGGGGUCCCCGAAGGGAAAUCGCCCGGCUCUCCUGACGUACCAUGAUGUGGGACUCAAUCACAAGCUUUGCUUCAACACUUUCUUCAACUUUGAGGAUAUGCAAGAGAUCACCAAGCAUUUUGUGGUCUGCCAUGUGGAUGCUCCUGGGCAGCAGGCGGGGGCCUCACAGUUCCCUCAGGGGUACCAGUAUCCUUCCAUGGACCAGUUAGCUGCCAUGCUGCCCAGUGUCGUCCAGCACUUUGGGUUCAAGUAUGUGAUCGGGAUUGGUGUGGGAGCAGGUGCCUAUGUCCUUGCCAAGUUUGCUCUGAUAUUCCCAGAUCUGGUUGAAGGCCUUGUUCUGGUCAAUGUGGACCCCAAUGGCAAAGGUUGGAUUGACUGGGCAGCCACCAAGCUCUCUGGCCUGACCAGCACAUUGCCUGACACAGUUCUGACUCACCUGUUCAGCCAGGAAGAGCUGGUGGGGAACACAGAGCUGGUGCAAAGCUAUCGGCAGCAGAUCAGCAGCAUGGUGAACCAGUACAACCUCCAGCUCUUCUGGAACAUGUACAACAGUCGUAGGGACCUGGACAUUAACCGACCUGGGAGCAUCCCGAACGCCAAGACACUCCGCUGCCCAGUGAUGCUGGUGGUGGGCGAUAACGCGCCGGCCGAAGAUGGCGUGGUUGAAUGCAACUCCAAACUGGAUCCAACCACCACCACUUUCCUGAAGAUGGCUGAUUCUGGUGGGCUCCCUCAAGUCACACAGCCUGGAAAACUGACGGAAGCAUUCAAGUACUUCCUUCAAGGGAUGGGCUACAUUGCAUACCUGAAGGACCGAAGGCUGAGUGGAGGAUCAGUGCCCUCUGCCAGUAUGACGCGCCUGGCCCGCUCCCGCACGGCUUCCCUCACCAGCGCCAGCUCUGUGGAGGGUGGGGGCAACCGCCCAAGAGCCUGCACCCACUCGGAGAGCAGCGAGGCCAUGGGGCAGAUCAACCACACCAUGGAGGUGUCCUGCUGAGGGCCUCCACCUUACUCCUCCUCGCCGUCUUCUUCACGGGUGACCUCGAGGGCCCACUCAUCCAGUCACUCUCCAGCUGGCUCCAUCCCCUGCGGCUUCCUGUGGCUUUAAUUUCUUUUGCCGUCUUUCUUUUCCUUUCACAUUAUGGAAUACAAAGUUGGGAGGGGGGCAUAGGGAGAGUGGGAAGCAGCAGCAGCUUGAUGUCAAUGGCCACCUCCACCCAUAGGCCCAGGUGCCGUUUUGAACCAGGGAGAUUCCCUUGGGUUGGUUUCUAGCUGGCUUGGAAGCUGCAGGCAUGUCCCUCUGCACAGCUUGAGGCAAGGCGAGCAGGAGGGAUGUUUUACACCUGCCUAGCCAGGGUGCCUCUCCUUCAGAAA
Podarcis raffonei (Aeolian wall lizard) is the source of this 1815-nucleotide messenger RNA. RefSeq names its product NDRG family member 4 (gene NDRG4). The record is from RefSeq and is a predicted model, not a curated record. The transcript is spliced from 17 exons. NCBI's taxonomy places the organism in Eukaryota, Metazoa, Chordata, Lepidosauria, Squamata, Lacertidae. Gene Ontology annotation, cellular component: cytoplasm. Bases 221 to 1438 code for a protein of 405 amino acids. Gene Ontology annotation, biological process: brain development; signal transduction; positive regulation of ERK1 and ERK2 cascade.